AUGUCCGAUAGCUCUCUGGAAAGGAGGCAAUGGGAGGAAAGAGAAAAAGACUUCCUUACGAAUUACGUGGAAAAGAUCAAGAGACACGUAAAGGAAGACAAACAACUUUCGGAGCAGCAAAACGACAAGACCAAAAACAUGUUCCGUCAUAAAUCCGCAGCCGCACGAUCACUUGACAAAAUUUGCCGCCUAUUUUACGAAACAAGGUACCAGACAUUAGCUAAGCAAUUUGACGACGGAACGUUGACGUGGGAUCGCGUAAACGACCUCAUCCAACGGUUGGAGGAUAUCGACCUCAUUCUCAAGCAUCUGUUUCUUAACAGCAUCAACCUUCUUGACUUUGUCAAUACCUUGAUUAUAAGAGAGGAAGAGGAUCAUGCUAAGGAGACUGAGCUCGACAAGAUCAAAGAAUUCGACGCCCUUGCAUUCCAGGUGGUCAAGAAUCUCUUCUUGGAAUGGAAAGGAGUUGAUGAUCUGCCCUUUGUUCACCAAAUGGCCGAAAGAGUUAACAUCGAGGUCCCUUCCUUCCGUAAACCAGAAUUGUGGGGCGACAACUUGAAGGUGCAUCGCGAAAUACGCGAUAUUGCGUACCAGAAUGCAAAAGUGGUCAGAGAUAAAUGGGAAAGGAUGGAGAAGAAGCGCACGGAGGAUGAGGCAAAGGAGAAAUAG
This is a messenger RNA of Colletotrichum lupini, 669 nucleotides long. RefSeq lists its product as uncharacterized. The record is from RefSeq and is a predicted model, not a curated record. The coding region runs from base 1 to 669 and encodes 222 amino acids. The transcript has a single exon. Lineage: Eukaryota; Fungi; Ascomycota; Sordariomycetes; Glomerellales; Glomerellaceae.